AUGAACUUUUUGAAGAGGUUUGAUUAAUUUGGAGUGUCUUAUCAAUAAGAGAUAUUUAAGAAUGAAAAACAAUUUAAAAGUGUAUUUGGUGGAAUAACAUCUCUUUUAUUGUAUACCUUGAGUAUGGUGUAUUUUUUUUAUAAAUUGUUUCUUUGGUUAAAUGGAGAUAUUUUACCAAGAGUUUCAAUUCAAAAAACAACACAAAAUUAUGCUGAUGUAUCUUUUGAAUAUAAUCCGAUUAUUUUUUAAGUUGUAGGAAUGAGUGGAGAUAAAUUUAUUGAUCCAUUUUCCAAAACUGAAAAUAUCAUUACACCUUAUUUUUCUUAUGUUGAUGACAUUGUGAUUUCUAAAAAGCAAUUAAUGUUAGAUUCUGGAGUUCCUCCUACAAGAAGUGGAAUUUCGACUUCCAUUACUCCUCAAGAUAUCACUUUGGUUCUUAAUCAAUAAGGUUUGAGUUAAGACACUCCUAAAAGUUAAAGACAAUUGAUGAUUUUAUUUGAAUAAUGUGACAGUUCUCAAUAUGAUAAUUGUGCAGAUAAAGAAAAACAAGAAGAAUUUUUCAAACAACCUUUAAACACAUUUUUCUUAACUAUCUAAAUGCAAUAAUACAACACUAAAUUGAAAGAUUUUGAAAUGAUUUCUAAGCAAAUCUACUUUAUUUUGGAUAGAGAAACCGCUUUGUACACUCAAUUAUUAUUCAAAAUAACAACAUCAAUUACUGAUACAGGUUUCUUUUUAGAAUCAAUCAAGAAUUAAAAACUUAUUAGUGAUUUUCAGACUACAUCUUAGUAAUUACCUUAGAGUAACUUUGAAUAAAGUUUCGGAAAUAAAUAUCUUGGAGUCUUCUUGAUUGGAAUAGAUAGUUUAUCUGAAACCCAAUAAAUCAUCUAUCCCAAAUUGGGAGAGAUUCUUGCAGAUGUAGGUUCUAUCAUGUCAACUCUUAUGAUGCUAAAAUUGAUAGUCAUCUAAGUAAACUCUAAAAUUUUAGAAGAUACACUUUUAAAGACAAUAAUUACUUAUUAUUACCCAGAAAUAUAGUAAAUUUAAUUUUAAAGCAACUUUUUUGGUUAAAUAAUUAGUGCUUCUAAAAAUGGUAAGCAAAUACUAGAUACGGCUUCUUUUAUAAAGUUUUAUCAACAAUUAAAGGAUUUUACAAAAGAAAAAUUAACUCUACUUAAUUAAAUAUAUGAAGUCUCAAGGAUUUAAUUUAUUUUAUAAUCUAUCCAAUCUAAAUAAGCAUUUAGGCAGAGUCAUUUUGUAGGUAUACGGCUAGCGAAUAAUAAUAUCUUAAAUCAAUCGUAUUAAAUUGAUUUCAAUGAAGGAUCAAUAAAUGCCCCCAAAGUAUUUUUGAAAUCAUCUGAAAAAAGUAAAGAUGAGAAGAAUGAAAUUAUUGUUCCUUAAAAUAAUAAAAAUCAACCAGAAACCAUUGAGCCAUUAAAGUAAGUUGAAAUUUUAUCAGAUGAAGAUUUUACAAUUUUAUCUCAUAUGCAUCAUUUAAAGAAAUAAAUAGAAGAUUAAGAUAAGAGUAUUCCAAUCUUUUAUCAAAUUAAUACGAUCUUUAAUUGA
Molecule: messenger RNA, 1566 nt
Organism: Paramecium octaurelia
Lineage: Eukaryota; Ciliophora; Oligohymenophorea; Peniculida; Parameciidae
Source: the annotation of a GenBank genome assembly